UUUCAUUGUGAAUGAAGUUUAGAAGUUUGAAAUGAGGGGCCCUGAAGUUGGUGAUCGUUGGAUUUUUACAGUGUAUAGUGCCAGUCUUUGUUUCAUUCUCAGCCUCCUUAGUAUGUGUCGAUAUUAGUUAUCGUAAUGUCGGUCCGGUGUCAAUGAUUAGUCACGUCGCGCCAGUCGUAAAAGUAGUUCGGUGGUUGUAAGGUGAAUAUUAGUGUGUGGUGCAAAGGAAAGUUAGAAAAUUUUUCUUAUUUUUAUAAAAAUGAGUGGUGAAACAUCAAUGAUUACCGGGGCUGCACGGCUAGUGGAAGAGAUAAGGAGGAGGAUGGAUAAAUUUUCGGAAGAGAAAAGACUCCGGAAAUUGCUGGAGGAAGAACGGAAACAAUCCGUCGUUGAGCUUCUUCAAGGUGCUAAAUUAGAGUCUCUUUUUAAAGAAUCCUUCGAAUUGCACAGAAAAUCCAGGGAUUCCAAUGGCAUUCUCGUCACCUUUGGCAGUUGGGCCCCUGCCCCCGUUCGCAUAGAUGACCGAUUAUUUUGGGGUUACGACAGAGAUCUCGCCCGUGGGCGAGAGAAAAUUCACCCUGCCCAAUCCUGGUUCCAGGAAUACUUCUGGGAUGAGGAAGACCAGGCCUACAUUAGACGAGGUUACUGGGCUCCGCAAGGUUUCCGCAAUCCGGUAUUGGUGAACAACUACUUACCCGGAUUAAAAAUGGUGGUGGGGGGAUUCCCAGCAAGGGGAGUUCCAGAAAUUUGCUUGUUGAAGGACCUACCCAAGAUUCCUCGGAAUACAGGAGUUCAACCCUUACGAAAAGGGCUGAGGAUUAGCUUCCUUCAGUGCCAUGAUUGGCUAGGAAAAGAUCAGCCCCGUAUUAGAGGCUUUUGGCAAUUGAGAUUCGACAUAGACAAUGAUACCGCAUGGUAUGAUUUCCCGAAGCCUUGUCCCUUACUGUUAAAGAAAAUACAAAGUAAGGAGAGAAGAGGGGUGGUACAGAAUUGGGAGGAAGAACCAGAGUCUAGCCUUGAGGAAGAAUCAGAGGAAAGUUUUGAAGAAGAGGAGGAGACUUGGGAAGAGGAGUCAGGGUCGAAUUGGGAGGAAGAACCGGAUGAAAGUGGGAACGAGGGAAGCUUGGAAAGGCUAAGUGUCGUAGGUUCGGAUGGUGUUAGUCUAUAGUUUAUAAAGAUAUAACGGAGGGCAUCCGUGCAACAAUCUUAACAAUUUCCUCCCUUUUAUAACUAGUUAUAUAAAAAAAUUUCUCUCUUUUUUUUUUACUUCCCUUUCUUUAAUAAUAAACGAUAAUCAUUCAAUUUUGUCGCUGUUCGUUAUUCGUUGGCUCACAAUUUCUCAAAAUUGUUU
Leptopilina heterotoma is the source of this 1351-nucleotide messenger RNA. RefSeq lists its product as uncharacterized. The coding region runs from base 260 to 1168 and encodes 302 amino acids. The transcript is spliced from 5 exons. NCBI's taxonomy places the organism in Eukaryota, Metazoa, Arthropoda, Insecta, Hymenoptera, Figitidae. The record is from RefSeq and is a predicted model, not a curated record.